AUGGGGAACUGCCAGCCCACCAUCGUGCCCUACGAGGACUUUGACGUCACCGCCGACAUCAAGACCAUCCGAAAAGCCUGCAAGGGACUCGGCACCGACGAGAAGGCCAUCAUCGAAGUCCUGGCCAACCGCAGCUCCGAUCAGCGUCAGGAAAUCAAGCAGGCCUACUACGACAAGUACGACGACGAGUUGGUGGACGUGCUGAAAAGCGAGCUGUCUGGCAACUUUGAGAAGGCUAUACUGGCCAUGUUGGACCCCCCCAUCAUCUACGCCGUCAAGGAGCUGAGGAGGGCCAUGAAAGGGGCGGGAACUGAUGAGGACGUGCUGGUGGAGAUUCUUUGCACCGCCACCAACGCUGACAUUGCCUUGUUCCGGGAGUGCUACUUUCAAGUGCACGAACGCGAUCUGGACGCCGACAUCGAGGGAGACACAAGCGGCGACGUGAGGAACCUGCUCAUGGCUCUCAUGCAGGGUAAUAGAGACGAGAGCUACGAGGUGGACGAGGAGCUAGCAGAGCAGGACGCCGCCUCGCUCUUUGAGGCGGGCGAGGGUCGCUUCGGGACGGACGAGUCCACCUUCAGCUACAUCCUGGCCUCCAGAAACUACCUCCAGCUCCAGGCUACCUUCAAGAUGUAUGAGCAGCUUUCCGGCACAGAAAUCCUGGACGCCAUCGAGAGCGAGACUUCGGGCACGCUCAAAAGAUGCUACAAAGCUCUUGUGAGAGUCGCCAAAAACCCGCAACUCUACUUCGCCAGACGUCUGCACGACGCCAUGAAGGGGGCGGGGACUGAUGAAGACACGCUCAUACGCAUCAUCGUGGUCCGCUCUGAGUACGACCUAGAGACCAUCAAGGACCUCUACCUGGAAAAGUAUGACGUAUCUUUGAAGGACGCCUUGAGGGACGAGUGCAGCGGCGACUUCAAGCGCCUCCUGCUGGCCAUCUGCCACUGA
Molecule: messenger RNA, 951 nt
Organism: Nerophis lumbriciformis (worm pipefish)
Lineage: Eukaryota; Metazoa; Chordata; Actinopteri; Syngnathiformes; Syngnathidae
Source: RefSeq, a predicted model, not a curated record